AUGCUACGUCUAUCAUACUGGGUAUUCCCCAUCAUCGCCGGCCUCGUGUGGCUGGGCACCCUACUGGGCCUGUUUCUUCACUGGGUCAUCGACACCAACGAAACCGUCUACCCCUCCAUGAGCGGCGGCCAGACCAUCGCCUACAUCUCAGACGUCGGCGCCCAGGAGCUGAAGCCGCUCUUCAUCACCGGCAGCGUCAUCACCACCAUCUUCUUCGACAUCUCCUUCCUGAGCGACCGCUGGCUGCGUCACAAGGGCCGUCUCGUCCCCAACACCACCAUCGGCGAGAAGAUCCUUUCCGGCCUGACCAUCUUGUGCGCCCUCGUCGGCACCGUCGGCCUCAUCCUGCUCAGCAUCUUCGACACCGCCCGCCACCCGCGCCUGCACGACCUCUUCCUGGGCCUCUUCAUCGUCGGCUACCUGCUGUCCGCCAUCUUCAUCUGCUGGGAGUACCAGCGCCUAGGCAUCCGCCACCGCGAGCACCGCAUCCUGCGCAUCUCCUUCUGGAUCAAGCUGGCCUUCGUGCUCAUCACCAUCUGCCUGGCCAUCCCCUUCUGGGUCAUCGCCGUCGUCUUCAGCUUCUACGUCUUCUCCUUCUACGUCGAUCUCUACCCGGCCGUCUACACCAAGCACGGCGGCAACUACCGCACAAAGACCUGGGACGGCCACCAGCGCAAGCCCGAGGUCCGCAAGAUGGAGGAGGGCUCCAGCAGCACCAGGAGCUACCUCCACGGCGACGGGAACCACGUGCCGAGCAACUUCUAG
Messenger RNA from Diaporthe citri, 765 nucleotides. RefSeq lists its product as uncharacterized. Lineage: Eukaryota; Fungi; Ascomycota; Sordariomycetes; Diaporthales; Diaporthaceae. The record is from RefSeq and is a predicted model, not a curated record. Gene Ontology annotation, cellular component: Golgi membrane; endoplasmic reticulum membrane. Gene Ontology annotation, biological process: GPI anchor biosynthetic process. The transcript has 3 exons. The coding region runs from base 1 to 765 and encodes 254 amino acids.